AUGAAAUCUGAAGCAGUCGAAGCUUUUGCAUCCAAGACAAUGAGGCCAGAAGCAUUGGAGGCUGCCAAGGCAUUGGUAGACCAGGAAAACAGACAGCCAGCGUCAACAGGCUCAUCUGGCACAGAGCAGCCUCAGGAUACCCCAAACAAUGUUCCGACUACGGUUACACACUCACCUUCGCCCUCACAAAACACCGUACGCAGCACACACGACACUAGCGACGAUGCUUCUCGGCCAAAGGGAAAGGAGAUAUGUGAUACAACAUCGGGAGAGGAAACCGACAAGCGCAAGGGGUAG
Molecule: messenger RNA, 297 nt
Organism: Bipolaris victoriae FI3
Lineage: Eukaryota; Fungi; Ascomycota; Dothideomycetes; Pleosporales; Pleosporaceae
Exons: 2
Coding region: 1-297 (98 amino acids)
Source: RefSeq, a predicted model, not a curated record